AUGCGCCAGACCCGGCCGCAGCAUCCUCGCCCGGGGGCCCGUGGCGAAGUCUGCCGAGCGCCGGGCCCCGAGGCCCCCCUCUUAACUCGGCGAGGGACGCGCCCCCGCCCCGCUGCCUGCGCGUUCCUCGCUUACCGGCCGGUCGACGCGGAGGGCGGAGGCGCCGUCCACCCUCCAGCCCCGGCCGCCCCCCGGCGGCCCCCUGGCCGCCGCCUCACCGUUGGGGUCCGCGCGGGCGCCGCGGCCGGGGACGCGCGCCUUUCUCCUCCCGGCGCCGGACGUGGAACCUGCGCGCCCGGGCCGCGCCCCAAGUUGUGCGCAGGUCGAAGCAGCUCUCGGAGCUCCUCCCGGGAGGCGCUCCCCGCCCCCAAGCCCGGGCCCCCGGCGAGCGCGGGCGGGAGUGGACAUCCCCGCACCUCAGUCUCCUCCGCACCUCCGCCGCGCCCAUCCACACCUGCCGCCGCGGGGCCGCGGCGGUCGCGGCUCCUCCCUGGGGAGGAAGGAGGCUCCCCGACCCGGGAGCGCGAGCGGAGGCGCUGCGCCUUCUCCUUCGGGCUGGGGCGGGACUCAGGUCUCCACUGCAGCGCGCCUCCUGAGCGCCAGAAUUUGGUGGGGGAAGCGGCAAUCACGGCAGCCUCUGUGGCCACCGCAGCCUUUGGCGGGCGGGAGCGUCUCGCAUAG
Prionailurus viverrinus (fishing cat) is the source of this 681-nucleotide messenger RNA. RefSeq names its product collagen alpha-1(I) chain-like. Bases 1 to 681 code for a protein of 226 amino acids. NCBI's taxonomy places the organism in Eukaryota, Metazoa, Chordata, Mammalia, Carnivora, Felidae. The record is from RefSeq and is a predicted model, not a curated record. The transcript has 2 exons.